Messenger RNA from Lycium ferocissimum, 900 nucleotides. RefSeq lists its product as uncharacterized. The record is from RefSeq and is a predicted model, not a curated record. The coding region runs from base 1 to 900 and encodes 299 amino acids. The transcript has 4 exons. NCBI's taxonomy places the organism in Eukaryota, Viridiplantae, Streptophyta, Magnoliopsida, Solanales, Solanaceae.
AUGACUGGUGAGGAGCAUGAUUUGUUUUGGAGGUUCACUAAAAUGAAGCCUCCGAUUUUCUAUGGUACUGAGUCAGAGGAAGCGUACGAGUUCAUCAUAGAUUGUCACGCGAGGCUCCAUAAGAUUGGGGUUGUGGACAAGUACGGUAUGGAAUUUGUGACCUUCCAGUUCUUAGGUGAUGCCAAGUUAUGGUGGAGGGCAUAUGUGAAGUGUAGGCCAGCUGGUUCACCUCCGUUAACUUGGGUUCAGUUCUAUUCAGUGUUCCUAGAUAAGUAUGUCCCGCAUACUCUGAGGGACAGAAAGAAAGAUGAGAUUGCUAAUAUUGAGGGAACUCAUCUGUUGCUGAAGUGUGAGGAGCAUGAGAAGCAUUUAAGGAUUGCUCUUAGGGUAUUGCGGGAGAAGCAGUUUUAUGCUAAAUUCUCCAAGUGUGAAUUUUGGUUGUCUUCUGUGUUCUUUUUGGGGCAUGUAAUUUUGAAGGAGGGUUUUAUGGUGGAUCCACAGAAAAUUCAGGAAAGGAAGGUAAUUGCUUAUGCUUCUCGGCAGUUGAAAGUGCAUAAGAAGAACUAUCCUACUCAUGACUUAGAAUUGACAGCGGUGGUGUUCGCGUUGAAAAUAUGGAGGCAAUACUUGUAUGGUGUCCACUGUGAGGUGCACACUGACCAUCGCAGCUUGCAGCAUGUGUUCACUCAGAAGGAUCUGAAAUCUAGGCAACGGAGAUGUCUGGAACUGCUAAAAGAUUAUGACAUCAACAUCUUGUAUCAUCCUGGUAAAGCAAAUGAAGUGGCUGACACGUUGAGGUUGUUGGCUUAUGUUCAGGCUCUAUCAUUAUUUCUGGAGCAGAUUAAGGCUAAGCAGUUUGAGGAUGCUAAGUUGUGUAAAAUUCAUUACAAGGUGUUGUGA